AAUUGAUAUAUUCUCAAUUGCGCUUCCUUUACAGAAUAACAAUGAAAUAUAUAGAAUAGAACAUUACAAAAUAGAGCGAUUUCGACGGCUCUGUUUAAAACAAUAUUCUCUACAAGACAAUGAACACCACUCAUACAGUAAAUUCACGAGGGUUGGCCAACAAGCGAAAAUUCAUAGAUGAACGCAUACAUAUACUUAUAUAGUAAAUAACACCACACAUAGGAGUGUUCAACAUAACAUUUGUUAUAAUUUAAGGUGGGCCUCGAAAACUUCAAAAGUCAGAAUAGUUAUGAGAUUUUCUUUUGUAGCAAAAGAAUCAAGUGCGUAAAUUUGUUUGGGUCCAUAACAUGAAAAAAGUCAAUAGUUGAAUAGAUUAAUAUUGAUAUGAAAAUAGCGAGCAAGCAUCAUUGUGUUUGUUUACAUGCCAAAUUUUACAAGGUUUUGGCCAUCAUUUCAAUUAGCUUAUAAAAAAGUAAUAUCAAGAAUAUGUGCUAGAUCAUAAAAUUGUUUCAAAUACAUAUGUAUAUUGCAUAUAUAUGAAAAAAUUAAUAAUCGGUAAUCACUCAACAUAAAGUUUCAACAUUAAAAUUAUACAGUAAAAAAAAAACAAAAUAGUUGAGUCACCUUUUUUAACACGCAUAGAACAGCUAAAUAAAGUAGCCAAAUGGAGGACUACAAAUUUCUAUUCAAAAUUGUACUUGUUGGCAAUGCGGGUGUGGGAAAAACUUGUUUGGUGCGCCGUUUCACACAAGGAUUAUUUCCACCUGGUCAAGGUGCCACCAUUGGCGUUGAUUUUAUGAUCAAAACAGUAGAAGUUGAGGGCGAAAAAAUAAAGCUUCAAAUUUGGGAUACUGCAGGUCAGGAACGUUUCCGUUCAAUAACCCAAAGUUAUUAUCGAUCAGCACAUGCAUUGAUACUUGUAUAUGACAUAAGUUGCCAACCGACAUUCGACUGCUUGCCCGACUGGUUGCGUGAAAUACAGGAAUAUGCUAAUUCGAAAGUUUUGAAAAUACUCGUUGGUAAUAAAACCGAUCGAGAUGAUCGGGAAAUACCAACACAAAUUGGUGAGGAAUUUGCGAAACAACAUGAUAUGUAUUUUCUUGAAACAUCAGCUAAAGAAGCCGAAAAUGUUGAACGUCUAUUUUAUGAGAUUGCAGCUGAACUAAUCGAUCAGGCGCGGAGUAAAGACGGCUCAAAUGCAAAUAAAACUACCGCAGAUGCAAUUGGACUUGGAAAUUUUGGCACAAAAGCAACACAAAAUAGUUGUUGUAGCGGUUUUAGCAGCAAUACUGGUCAAACAAAUAGCGAAAGCAGUAACAGUAGAAGCAACACUUAGGCAAUAGUGGGUGAAACCAAUAUAUACCAUAUUUGACGAACAUAGCUUUUGGAAAUGUAUAAAAUUAAGGUUUGAUAUGUACAUGGAUAUGUAGUCACAUCAGUAUUUGUAGUUUGUAGUAUUGGUCUGUUGAAUAUUUGUUUUUAAGUGCAGCAGUCCAUACGAAAUGGUAAAUCACGAAAAUUGAAGUAUACUUGCAUUCCACUCUAUUGCAAUGUGACUACAAAAACAAUUUUAUUAUGUGUUUUCGAUCAAAUCCAUGUAUACAAUUUCAAGUUUUCAACAUAUCUUGAAAUAUAUAGCAUAACAAUGGCGUGUCGCCUAUUUUGGUUUCGACUAACUUUUAUAUAAGAAGAUUGUAUUGAUAAUGUGAGCCAAAUGCUAAGCUAAUCCGAAAAAAGGAUAAAUACAUGUAAGUUCUUAGGCACACAUAUGUUUGUGCUUAUGUAUUUAUAUAAAUGAAAACAAGUGGUUUGUCUGUUUGAAAUGUUUGAGUUAGAUACCUUUUUAAAGUUACAGUUUUAAUUUAGCGCUAAGUAAUAAGUCAACAAAUAAUUUAAACAGACACAUUGAUGACAAUUUUCAAUUAACACUUUAAGUGUGUUACUUUCAUCCGUCCUGGUAAUACUAUAUGCAGUUGUUUGUUAAAUCAACUAAAUAUGUUCUUAUUGUAUUAUUUUUUAUUAUAAUAAUUUUUAAUAUAAAAUAAACAAUCUAAAGGCAGUAUU
Zeugodacus cucurbitae (melon fly) is the source of this 2064-nucleotide messenger RNA. It is a transcript of the gene Rab30, whose product is annotated as ras-related protein Rab-30. Gene Ontology annotation, cellular component: trans-Golgi network. Gene Ontology annotation, molecular function: GTP binding; GTPase activity. NCBI's taxonomy places the organism in Eukaryota, Metazoa, Arthropoda, Insecta, Diptera, Tephritidae. Gene Ontology annotation, biological process: Rab protein signal transduction. Bases 665 to 1336 code for a protein of 223 amino acids. The transcript has 3 exons. The record is from RefSeq and is a predicted model, not a curated record.